This is a messenger RNA of Psammomys obesus (fat sand rat), 1170 nucleotides long. RefSeq names its product serpin B4-like. Gene Ontology annotation, biological process: negative regulation of endopeptidase activity. The transcript is spliced from 7 exons. The coding region runs from base 1 to 1170 and encodes 389 amino acids. The record is from RefSeq and is a predicted model, not a curated record. NCBI's taxonomy places the organism in Eukaryota, Metazoa, Chordata, Mammalia, Rodentia, Muridae. Gene Ontology annotation, molecular function: serine-type endopeptidase inhibitor activity.
AUGCAUUUGUUUGCUGAAGCAACCAUGAAAUUUACACUUGAGCUGUACCUGCAGCUCAGAGAAUCAGAGGACAACAUCUUCUAUUCUCCCCUCAGCAUCAUGACAGCAUUAGCAAUGCUCCAGCUUGGAGCCAAAGGAAACACCGAAAAACAAAUUGAAAAGGUUCUUCAAUUCAAUGAAGUCGCAAAGAAGACAACAGAAAAAUCUACAGAAUGUCAUGAUGAAGAGGCAGAAAAUGUGCAUGACCAAUUUCAAAAGCUCAUGACUCACUUAAACAAACGCAAUGAUGCUUAUGACCUAAACGUUGUCAACAGUGUCUAUGGAGCAAAGAAAUUCCCAUUUCUCCAGGAAUUUUUAGAAGACAUUAAGAAAUUUUACCAUGCCAAUGUGGAAUCGCUUGAUUUUUUACAAGCUGCAGAAGAAAGCCAAGAGAAGAUUAAUUCCUGGGUGGAAAGCCAAACAAAUGGAAAAAUCAAAGAUUUAUUUCCGAGAGGGACCCUGAGCAGUAGCACGAUUCUGGUUCUGGUGAAUGCAGUGUACUUCAAAGGACAAUGGGAUCACAAAUUUGAUGAAAAGAAGACUAGAGAAGAAAAGUUUUGGCUGAACAAGAAUACCAAUAAAUCUGUCCAGAUGAUGACACAGAAAAACGACUUUAACUUUAACUCACUGGAGGAUGUGCAGGCCAAGAUUGUGGAAAUACCAUACAAAGGCAAAGGACUAAGCAUGUUUGUCCUCCUGCCAAAUGAAAUUGAUGGUCUAAAGAAGCUUGAAGAGAAACUCACUGCUGACAAGUUAAUAGAGUGGACAAGCCCACAGAACAUGGACAUGAUAGAGUUGUAUUUAUCUUUACCUCGGUUCAAAGUGGAAGAAAAGUAUGACCUCCCAACUCCAUUGGAAAACAUGGGGAUGCCGGAUGCCUUCAAUCCACAGAAGGCCGACUUCUCCGGCAUCAGCAGCACUCACGGUCUCAUGGUGUCUAAUGUUGUGCACAAGUCCUUUGUGGAAGUAAAUGAAGAGGGGACAGAAGCUGCAGCUGCCACAGGGGUAGAGGUCUCUUUAACAUCAGCAGGGAUAACUGAAGAUUUCGCUUGUGAUCACCCGUUCCUAUACUUCAUCAAGGAUAACAAGACCAACAGCAUCCUCUUCUUUGGCAGAAUGUCUUGCCCUUAA